GAGAGAGAGAGCACACGAGGGAUCGCCGUGUCUCGCGUUAUCUCGAAGAAGAUCGAAAGAGAAGAAGAAGAAGAAGAAGAAGAAGAAGAAGAAAGCGGCGUCUAGAAAAAUUAUUCGUUUCCAGUUUCGCGGAUAUUCAACGUGUCGUCGUCGAUACGUAAGACGAAGCAACGAGAGAGAAAAAGAGAAAGAAAAAGAGAGAGAGACAGAGAGAGAGAGAGAGAGAGAGAGAGAACAACAAAGACGAAGAGUAUGAUGAUCGGCGAAGUGCUGAAAAAUCUUUUCGCAUAAGAUAAAAAAAAAGAUAUAUAUAUAUAUAUGACCGUGACAAGUGUGGAGGUGGAUGGGGGAUAGGGCAAACAUACAAAUGAUCGAACGAGGAAAUUUUCUUAAGUUCUCGCGAACGGUAUAUUCGCACAAAGGCAUUAAGCAAACAUCCUCUUUCGAGAUUCCAUUCUCUCGUGACAGAAUCGUAGAAACGAUGUGAGAAGAGAUGACAGGAGGGCAAGGUUGCAGGGACGUAUCGAUGUGGUCUUAGUGAAAGAAAGACGAAGGAUUGUGAAGAUCGAGAAGAAGAAGAAGAAGAAGAAGAAGAAGAAGAAGAAGAAGAUGAAGAAGGAGACGAAGAAGAAGAAGAAGAAGAAGAAGAAGGAGAAUGAGAAGGAAACUGUAUAAGAGCGAAAGAGAAGAAGAGAGGGAGGGGUACGUAGUGGUAGAGGCCAGAAGAGAAUAAGAUAGAAAGGGACGGACUCCUCACGAUGAAAAGAAGAAGGCGGGACAAGGAAAUAAGAACGUAGUGGAUGGAGGCUGCAGAUGCUGAGGAGCCACUGUAAGAGCCCGGAGAGUGUACCUGUCUUGUUUUUAUAGGCUUGCCAGAACGUCGGGCCCUGGCUACGGAGGACGACGACGACGACGACGACGACGACGACGACGACGACGACGACGACGACGACGACGACGACGAGGACGACGACGACGACGAAGGAGAAGAAGCAGAAGAAGAAGAAGAAGAAAGAGAAGGAGACGAAGAAGACGAGGAAAAGGAGGAGAAAGAAUAAAAGGAAGAGGAGGAGAAGAUGGAGGAGGAGAAGAGAGGAGAGUUAGAGAGGUGGGAGAAGGAAGGCCGGCUGCUAUGGAUACGAGAGGGGUCAGCGAGGAAGAGGGAGAACCGUUGAGGGCCGGAGGGCGACCGGAGGGGCGAGGUAAGAGAGCGGAGGAGCCAGCUUGGGCCUUACAACUUGCCAACCAGUUCUCGGAGAACCGCGGGUCUUGCCAGAGCCGUAUACACGCGCGUCGACGCCCGCGACUUUAUUUCAUCUCUUCUUCUCGCCUCCUCCUCCUUUUUCUUCGUCUUCUUCUUCUUCUUCUUCUUCUUCGUCUUCUUCAUCUUCUUAGCCGAGAAAGUCGAUAACUUUUUCGAGAUCAGUGAACCCGCGGCCCGUGGAAUUUCUUUACUCGUUACGUUUCGUUACGUUCUAAGACCGGACGUAAUUUUUAAGAGGAUUUAAGCCGACCGUGUAUCGUGUAAUUGUAUAAGUCGAGGGAGAAAAUAAAGAAGGAAAAAAGAACGAGACAGAUAUAAAGAUAAAUAAAUAAAUAAAUAAAUAAAUAAAUAAAUAUAGAUAAAUAGAUAUAUAGAUAGAUAGAUAUACAGAUAGAUAAAGAAAGAAAGAGAGGGAGGAUAGCCAGUGGAGAAAGGUCAACAUACUUGGCGUUUUGUGCGACGAGAUCUUCGUAGAAAAGAAGUGUUUGUGAGUGUGCCCUUUACAUUGGAAAAGCAGUGUUGUGCGUUGGGAAGGUGUGCCAACGUUUGAAAAAUAAAAAGCAAAAUAAAAUAUAAAAAAGAAUCAUAGAUAAAAGAGUUGGAUUAGAUGGAUCGGUGCGGGCAUUGUGUAGCGACGCGGGUGCAUCGUUAGAGGAUCAAUAGUGUACAAUAGGAGUAAAAGAAGAAGAAGAAGAAGAAGAAAGAAAGAUUUCAUGGGAUAUUGAGAACCCGGAGAACGGCGGAAAGAUGCGGGGUAGUCCUGCCUUCUUCGCCAUAUUACUCGGCACGAUAUUCGGCGUCCUCGGUGCGUCUCUCAGCAAGGCGUUGAGGUACAAAGCGCCGGACGAGUGCAAAUGGGUUACCGCGGGCGAUGCCGAGGAUGACGUUUCCUUGGUAUGCCGUUUGAGGACAAUCAAUAGCGAACUGGAGAACACCAAUUUCAGUGUUAUACAACCCCAGCACACGGUUCGCUUACGUCUCGAAUGUAGCGACGCUCUUUUCUAUCAGAGUUCCCUAACCGCCGGUAGCUUUAGGCCGUUGGUCGAGCUCCGUGAGCUCGUUAUCGAGUAUUGCAAGAUAGGCAAUCUCUCGGACGACGCGUUCAAAGGUCUUCGAGAGUUGCGUAACUUGACCGUUAGGACGCACAAUACCGAUUGGUCCGCUAUGGCAUUGGACGUUUCGGCCGGUGCAUUCACGGACGAGCUUCGUCAAUUGGAAAAGCUCGAUCUAGGUGAAAACAAUAUAUGGAAUAUACCGGAAGGUGCUCUCUGUCCUUUGAUCAACUUGGAAAUUCUCAAUUUGACGAGGAACCGUUUGAGAGAGGUGACGAGUUUUCGCUUCAAUGCAAUCAGCAAGUGCCUUUCGAGCUUGAAAGAACUCGAUCUUAGCAACAAUAGCAUCGAGUCCCUGCCUACCGCCGCGUUCUCCGGUUUGACCAGAUUACACAGCUUGGAUCUACGGUGCAACGCCAUAGGCUUUAUGGCGGAUCGUGCUUUCGAGGGCCUCUCGUCCCUGGCCAUCUUGAAACUUGCCGACAAUCGUCUCUCCAGUUUACCCCCCGAGCUAUUCAGCGACGCGAGAAGCAUUCAAGAGAUUCAUCUUAGGAACAACACCUUGAACGUGCUACCGCCCGGUCUCUUUGGUGAACUCACGCAAUUGUUGGUGCUUGACUUGUCGCGUAACGAACUGACGGUCGAAUGGGUGAACGCCGCGACAUUCGGUGGUCUCGUAAGAUUGGUCGUAUUGGAUCUAUCGAGUAAUCGGAUAAAUCGACUGGAUCCGACUGUAUUCCGUGAUCUUUACAGUUUACAGAUAUUACGAUUACAGGAAAAUCUUUUGGAGAGUUUACCGGAGAACACGUUCUCCGCCCUUUACAAUCUUCAUACGUUACUUUUGAGUGACAACAGAUUGACCGUAAUAGAUGCAACCACUCUAAGUGGACUUUACGUAUUAAGCUUGCUCUCCCUCGACAACAACAGAAUCCAUACGAUACAUCCGAGCUCUCUGAAGAACGCCUCGUCUCUCCAGGAUCUUCAUCUUAACGGUAAUCGACUGACAUCGGUGCCGGACGCCUUGAAAGCCACUCCCCUAUUGCGUACUCUCGACCUGGGCGAGAAUCUCAUUUCCGAGAUACCGAGUGGCACCUUCGACCACGUGGCACAACUCUAUGGUCUUCGAUUGACCGAGAAUCACAUAGGGAAUCUUACCAAGGGAAUCUUCGAUCGUAUCAAAGAAUUGAAGAUUUUGAAUCUAUCGAGAAAUCGAAUACAAUACAUCGAGCCAGGAACGUUCGAUGAGAAUCUCAAUCUCCAGGCAAUACGUCUCGAUGGGAAUCAGUUGACUGACAUUGCCGGACUCUUCACCAAUUUACCGAAUCUCGUAUGGUUGAACGUCAGUGACAACAAACUGAAGUGGUUCGAUUACGCGAUGAUACCGACGGGACUCCAGUGGCUCGACAUACAUUCGAACGAGAUACGCGAGCUAGGGAAUUACUUUGAAAUAGAGAGUCAAUUACAAUUGAGUACCUUUGACGCAAGUGAGAACAAGCUAAUGGAGAUUACGGGCAACGCGAUACCGAUGAGCGUAGAAUUGCUCUUUCUCAAUGACAAUUUAAUAUCGAAGGUGCAGAGUUAUUCUUUCUUCAAGAAACCAAAUUUGACGCGGGUCGAUCUGAAGGGCAAUCAGAUACGGAAUCUCGAGCCGUACGCGUUACGGAUCAGCGCCGUACCACCGGACAAACCAUUACCGGAGUUCUACAUCGGUGACAAUCAGUAUUUAUGCGAUUGUACGAUGGAAUGGUUGCAACGCGUAAACCGACAAAACCAAACGCGAGUUCAACCAAGAGUGAUGGAUCUAGAAAGUAUUUACUGCAAGCUUCUUUACGAUCGCGAACACGCAUUCGUACCAUUGGUCGAAGCGUCCCAUUCCCAAUUCCUUUGCAAAUACGAAACUCAUUGUUUCGCGCUCUGUCACUGUUGCGACUUCGACGCUUGUGAUUGCGAAAUGACGUGCCCGUUGAACUGCACUUGCUAUCACGAUCAAUCCUGGUCGGCGAACGUCGUGGAUUGUUCGAACGGCGGGCACACGAACAAACUGCCCGAACAGAUACCGAUGGACGCCACUCGGCUCUACCUCGACGGUAACGAUCUCCGAGUCGUGUCCAGUCACGCUUUCAUCGGCCGUAAGAAGCUGAAAGUUCUCUUUCUGAACUCGUCCAACAUCGAGAUCGUGCAGAACAGGUCGUUCAACGGACUACGCGACCUCGAGGAUCUUCACUUGCAGGACAACAGGGUUCGUGAGUUACGGGGACACGAGUUCGAGGGAUUGGACGCUCUUAGGCAGCUACAUCUUCAACGGAAUCAGCUCGUCUCGAUCGGUAACGACACGUUCGCGCCGUUACGUUCUUUGAGAGUUCUAAGAUUGCAAAGUAACCGGCUUACGACUUUGGCGGUCUGGACGUUACCUUCAUCGAUCGAGGUCAGCCUAUCGGCUAAUCCUUGGUCCUGCGAGUGUGACUAUCUUCAGAGUUAUCGCGAAUGGAUACGCGAACCGAAUGUUCGUGUAACGGACGCUUCUGAGUUACGUUGCGUUUACAACGUCACGGAGUUCGAAGCCUUCGGCGACGAGACAUUUACCGACGACGAGUUUGGCUUCUCCGUAACGGCAAACGAUCGUGACACGAACGUUAAUGGGAGUGCCAGUUCCUCGUGUACCGGUGCGGUUCCUAUAGACAACGAAGUGCAUAGAAAUUAUACGAAGACCAUCAUUGAGAAACAAGUAUUACAGGACUAUUUGCCGCUUUUAGUUGCAACCCUGGCCAGUUCCUUGGUUAUAAUGUUAUUAUGUAUGCUAGCAUUUAUAUUUCGUCAAGAACUUCGGGUGUGGUUUCAUUCGCGUUUCGGCGUACGAAUCUUCUAUAGAAAUCACGAGGUCGAUCGAGAUGAUAGGGAUAAACUCUUCGACGCAUUCGUUAGCUACAGCUCGAAGGACGAGGCAUUCGUAGCGGAAGAAUUGGCACCGGUAUUGGAGAUGGGAAAUCCUUCCUAUAAACUUUGUCUUCAUUAUCGUGACUUUCCUGUCGGAAGUUUCAUAGCCGAUACGAUCGUACAAGCGGUCGAAUCAUCAAGAAGAACUAUCAUGGUACUCUCUGAGAACUUUAUUAAAUCCGAGUGGUGUCGUUUCGAUUUUAAAUCGGCCCAUCAUCAAGUAUUGAGGGAUCGAAGACGUAGGUUGAUCCUAGUACUCGUUGGUGACGUUCAUCAGCGUGAUCUAGAUCCGGAUAUACGUUUGUACUUAAAGACAAACACUUAUCUCCAAUGGGGCGAUAAGCUCUUUUGGGAAAAGCUCAGAUUCGCGUUGCCGGAUGUUCCCAAUAAUCAAAGGACCACGCAAAGGAAUAGACAACCGCCGCCUGUCCGACGGCAGCACAACAAUAGGACGUCCAAUGGAUCGCGCACGGUCUCCGUACAUAUAUAAACUUCGACGAUUAAUAAUAAUACUGUUAUCGACUUCGUAGUGUCUUAGUGCGACUAAGUGACAAUCGUCGAUAAUAUCGAUUCUGUGGUUCUCUUUUUCCCCCUCUUCUUUUUUUUUUCUUCUUCUUCUUCUUCUUCUUCUCUUGUGUGUGCAAUAGAGAGUGUAAAUAUAAAUGAUCAAAGGAGCAAGCUGUAGAAACGAUAAACAUUAUAUAAAUAUAAAUAUAUAAAUAUAUAUAUAUAUACAUAUAUAUAUAUAUGCGAUAUAUAAAUAAUAUACGAACGAGGAGAAUGUGCUUAGCACAAAUCGUUUGUUGUUAUUGUACAUAGGAUGUGAGAGUUGAAUCACGGUGCUUCUUUCGUCGUUAAUGAAAGAGAGAGAGAGAGAGAGAGAGAGAGAGAGAUGUAAGAUGAAAAGAGAAAGAAAGCUCUUGUUUGUAAAGUUCGUGAAUGAGUCCGGUGUGUAUGUGUGUGUGUG
Molecule: messenger RNA, 6217 nt
Organism: Vespa mandarinia (Asian giant hornet)
Lineage: Eukaryota; Metazoa; Arthropoda; Insecta; Hymenoptera; Vespidae
Gene: Tollo
Product: Toll-like receptor Tollo
Biological process (GO): signal transduction
Cellular component (GO): extracellular matrix
Molecular function (GO): protein binding
Source: RefSeq, a predicted model, not a curated record